AUGGUCGGCAAGUCGCUCGGCGAUGGAGUCUACUCCGCGACUUACAGUAAUGUCCCAGUCUACGAGUAUCAGUUCGUUAUGCGCCGCCGCUCUGAUGAUUGGAUCAAUGCAACACACAUCUUAAAGGCUGCCGGCUUCGAUAAGCCCGCCCGAACCCGAAUUCUCGAGCGUGAAGUCCAGAAGGAGACACACGAGAAGGUUCAAGGUGGUUAUGGCAAAUACCAAGGUACCUGGGUGCCACUUGAGCAAGGAGAAGCCCUGGCACAGCGAAAUAAUGUCUUUGAGAAGUUGCGCACCAUUUUCGAAUUCACCCCCGGCAACAUUAGCCCUCCUCCUGCUCCCAAACACACUACGGCCAAACCAAAGCUCCCUAAGAAACCAGCAGUUCCCAAAUUCACACCAAAACCAGUGGCCGCACCAGCUCGCAUGAUACACGAAGAGUACGACGAUGUCUCUCAGAUGGAUAACGAGAGUAUUGCGGAUGAUAUUACAGUCGCUUCUGCUUCCUUGAUGGUCGAAGAUGACCGAUACGAAACCCAACAACUUACCGGCAACCGCAAGCGUAAGCGUGAAGAGCAGGAUGAUAUAGAGCACGAAACAGAGCGCAACCAUGUUCUCUACGCCGAUGAUCUGCUCGACUACUUUAUGCUUUCCCAUCCUUCCCAAGGUAACAACGUGGCAACCAAACCUGCACCACCUGUCAACUUCCAACCAGAUUGGAUUAUCGACUCUGAUGGUCAUACCGCACUUCACUGGGCUGCUGCGAUGGGCGAUAUGGCGAUCAUACAAGAGCUGAAAAGAUUCAACGCCAAUAUAACUGCGGUGAACAUUCGAGGAGAGACACCGCUCAUGCGAUGUGUCCUAUUUACCAAUUGCAAGGACAAGAAUAGUAUGCCAUUAGUUUUGAACGAACUGAUGUCCACCAUCGAUUGCAUCGAUUACUGCCAAGCUACAGUACUCCACCACGCAGCUAUGAUGACAAUCAGUCGCCAGAAGCAUCACUGUGCCCGGUACUACCUGGAUGUUAUCCUCAAUAAGAUGGUGGAGUGCCUUAAACCCCAGGAAAUCCAACGAGUGCUUGAUGCUCAGGACAUGCACGGAGAUACGGCGAUCCAUAUUGCAGCAAAAAACAAGGCCCGCAAGAGUGUAAGAGCUUUGCAGGGCCGAGGAGCCAGAACUGACAUUCCCAAUCUCGACAAUAUCACCGCUAAUGAUCUUCUCCAAGAAUUGAAUGAGAGUCGAAAGUCGGAACGGGCACUCCAAGGUUCUUCUUCCCCAUUUGGACCUGAUUCGAGAUCAGUGUACGGAGAGAUGCCGGAGGAGCCAAGUCGAAACCCACCUCAUCACAUCUCUGAAGCGGCCAUGUCAAUCGAGUCUACUAUCGCACCCCUUAUGAUGGAGAGGUUUCAGAACCUAGCCAACUCCUUCGACGACGAGCUUGUCGAGAAGGAAACCUCGGAGAGAGAAGCUAGACGGAUCUUGAAGAGUACGCGCCAGGAACUCGAGUCUUCGAAGGCUCAGAUCAAAGAGAUUUUAUACCACAAGGAGAGCCCGGAUGUCAUGGCCAAGGCCAAGGAGCAGCUUUCCCAUGUCGAGAAGGCUGUCACUAUGCUCAUCGAGCAGCAGCAGAGCAUUCAGCUUCAGUUCCGGUCACAACAGGAGGAGUGCAAGAGUAAUGGCCAUGAGAUAAGUAGCGAAGACGAUAUUGACGAGCGAGUGAUGUUGGCGAAGAUGUUGGACGAAGAACGAAAAAAGCGACAGAAGCUUGUUGUUCAAUACCGUGAUGCCUUGAGCGUGGCUGGCGCGGGCGAGAAAGGCGACCAAUAUCGACGACUCCUUGCGAAAUGUCUUGGCGAGGAUGUUGAGCACAUGGAUGAAAAUAUUGAUGUCCUUGUUCACACUCUUACCGAGGAGGAGGCUGGUCAAGAGGGCGAGAUUGUCAUCCCCGAUCGCUGA
This is a messenger RNA of Drepanopeziza brunnea f. sp. 'multigermtubi' MB_m1, 1956 nucleotides long. The record is from RefSeq and is a predicted model, not a curated record. NCBI's taxonomy places the organism in Eukaryota, Fungi, Ascomycota, Leotiomycetes, Helotiales, Drepanopezizaceae.